Molecule: messenger RNA, 4606 nt
Organism: Saccostrea cuccullata (small rock oyster)
Lineage: Eukaryota; Metazoa; Mollusca; Bivalvia; Ostreida; Ostreidae
Exons: 14
Coding region: 238-3162 (974 amino acids)
Molecular function (GO): protein binding
Source: RefSeq, a predicted model, not a curated record
AUAAUUCCAGAGCUAUAUGUUUCCUGCUUGCCAGGGUCAGCUGAGAACUGGAAGUCAUGAACAGGAAGACUGAAAUCAUGCCGUGUCAAACCGACUUGCUCAUGGAAGGAGAAAACAGCUGACUGAGGGGAACACCUCUGUUUAUUCCCCCAACAGGACCCUGGGAGUUAUAACAAAUUGUAACAGAUAGCAUGUUCAUGAAUUCAAUGCUGCUUUAUAAUACUGUGAAAAAAAGUAAUGAUGAAAAUGGUGAUUGGAUUGAUUCUGACAAUGGUUUUAAUGGUAGAAGCAGAUCCCAGAGUAAAGCGUUACCAAGUGGUUAAAGGCGAGACUGGAAGAUACAUCGGAAGGACUAAUCCCGGAGACCCAUUUAUUUGUCACUAUUACGUUCGUGGGAGAAAGUAUGAAAUCUCUGAUCAUUGUGAGGGUCAGAAUAGACAGGGAAUCAUUGUGGACGGGGUAAAAAUGUAUCCAUGGUCAUAUCCAGGCACAGGCUCAUAUCCAACUUGUGGUUCGCUGCCUAACAUAAGUAACGGUUACUGGGAAUGUCCCAUCGAUGUGUGGUCUGUGUCAGUGGAGGUGUAUGCUGUGUGUGCCGCCAAGUGUUUACGUGGAUACCAGCUGGAGGGGGAUGUUGUUGUACGUUGUCCAGAGUCUUUGACGUGGAACAUCUUUACUUCUCCAAAGUGCACUCCUAAGAAAGUGGUCUCUUCCACAGACCCACCUGGGAGGCCUGAACAAGUUCAUGUUCAAGUCGUGAACACCAGUGCUGUAAAUGUCAGCUGGACUUCACCAGUCAAGGACACAUCUAUCAUUGGUUACACUGUUCACAUCCAGUGUGGUGAUAACAUUCUAACUCAGAACUCCACAAAAAAUUCACUCAUCAUAUCUAACUUAGAGGUGAAGAAGAAUUACACCAUCACUCUCACUGCAUUUAACCAGUACAGGGCUAGUCAGCAAGGUGAACCAGCUUAUGUAGAAUUACCAGACCCCCCUGGGAGGCCUAAACAAGUUCAUGUUCAAGUCGUGAACACCAGUGCUGUAAACGUCAGCUGGACUUCACCAGUCAAGGACACGUCUAUCAUUGGUUACACUGUUCACAUCCAAUGUGAUGAUGUUCUUCUAACUUUAAACUCUACAACAGAUUCACUCAUUAUAUAUAACUUAGAGACGCUGAAGAAUUACACCAUCACUGUCACCGCAUUUAACCAGUACAGGGCUAGUCAGGAGAGUGAACCAGCUUAUGUUGAAGUACCAGAUUCCUGUCGAUUGUACAACCUGAGCUUCAUUACCCAUAUACCUUAUAAAGUAAUAGUGUAUUGGAAUGCAACAAUGGAGUGUCAGGAUAGGAACCUAACUCUUGUAAUGGCUAAUGAACAGGGUCAGAACAAUGCCAGGCAUUUGAAGAAAAACAUCAGCUUCCUGGUCUUUAAUAAGAUUGACCUUGACAUGGAUUACAAAGUCUCCGUAUUUAUAGAAGAGGAAGAGCUAAUCUCUGGAACAUUUAAAUCUGCAGCAAUCAACCCUCCUGCGAUGCCUGAACAAGUUCAUGUUGAAGUUUUGAACACCAGUGCUGUAAAUGUGAGCUGGACUUCACCAGUAAAUGACACGUCUAUCAUUGGUUACACUGUUCACAUCCAAUGUGGUGAUAACAUUCUAACUCAGAACUCCACAACAAAUUCACUUAUCAUAUCUAACUUAGAGGUAAAGAAGAAUUGCACCAUCACUGUCACUGCAUUUAACCAGUACAGGGCUUAUCAGGAGAGUGAACCAGUUUUUGUAGAAUUACCAGAAAGAAAGACAGAGGGAGAAGAUGAAACACAAAAAGACUUACUACCUCCAGUGAUAGCCAUAGCUGCAGUCUUUCUGUUGAUCACUUUAGCUAUAUGCAUACUAGUAAUUUGUUUGCUGUGGAAAAGGAGGAAAAAGUCUCCCAGAGAAGGGAGAGAAAGAGCAGAUUCAAGAGAAGAAAACAGAGAGAUGCUGGAAGCAUGUAAUAAUAAUACUGGUAUUAAAGUUGAAAAUCCUGCCCAUGAUCCCUCCAUGUUGGACAAACUACUUGUAGAGGAAUCUGAAUUUCAGCUACACAGCAAUCCAUCUACUCAAAGUAGUGGCUCCCAGGAAAUCCAGCUACACAGCAAUCCAUCUAUUCAAGACGGUGGCUCCCAGGAAAUCCAAUCUCCUAUUCCCUCCCUGGAUGUACAGUCCUUAAAUUCUUCAGAAGACAGUUUAGAACUCACAGAAGCACCAGAUCUCAACCAUCAUUCUCUUACUCAUCCCGAGGAAUCAUCCAGCUUUGGAAACAUUUCACAGUUUCAUAGUUCAAAUGAAGGACUUUCUUCUGUUCUUGAACAAAUUGAUAAAGUUGAACCAGUGAAUAGAUCUCAAAGUGGACACCAAAAGAGAGUGCUGGGAUCUGACUCUGGCCGGGGGUCUGUCGCAGGGACAAGUUCUACCACAUCAGAUCCUGCUGACUUUAAGCUGGGUUCUUCUCAGGGCAGUGACAAGUCACCUCAUGUGCCAAGUUACAAUCAUCAGUUUUCUGCGGACUCUGGCAGAGAAUCAGAAACAGACACUGGUGCGGAGAACUCUGUAAACAGGAGGUCCCAGCCAGACAAAGGAGCAAAGACUGCAGGAAUGAUUUGUGAUGCUAAAGAGGACACUCUUACUACAGUGGCUGUAGAGAAACAAUAUGGCUUACAAGCUCUGCCUUGUCUCACACACAUUUCUGAAGGGAGUAACGAAGACGAUUUCUCAGUGAAACCCAAUCCCGAGGAAUGUUCCAUCACCAUUGCAGCAUUUAUUGAUAGUCCUGACAGCUACAAUCAUCUGGAAGACUUAAGUGACUUACUGGAUCCUGACGAUUACUAUACCCCAGCAAAAAGCUGGAAGGGUUUUGCCAAAGAUGUAUUAGAAUUGGAAGACUACAAGAUUAUUGCCAUAGCUGCCAGAUGCAAAGGAGGCAGUCCAUUUCGGACAGAAGUUCUGGACAACAUGAAAGCCAAAGGAAUCAAGAUUGGACAUUUAGUAUCUUAUUUUACAAGGACUGAGCAUUUACGCCAAGAUGUGUUGAAAACAAUCACCAAAUUUCAUACAGGAUGUAAAUUCUGUGAUAUUUUAUUAACACAGCCCUAUGUGUGUGAUUCAAAGAAAAUGAAAUAGGAAGAUGAGACAGCUGCUGAGCAUUAGUUUUUGAGUUACAUAUGUUAACCAUGAAAUGCUGAAAAAAUGUGCAAUGCACAAAAAUGGUGCAAAUGGUCUGUGAUAUGCUUGGGCUUUCAAAAAUUGAAAAAGGAGUCCUACAAAAAUCCAUGUCAGAAGAGAAAAAUGAAUUGUCCAUGGCAAGUUGAUGAGUACCGGUAAAAGACAUUAACUUCUACUGUGAAAACCAGGAUGAGGCUAUAGUUCGCUAACUGCAAUGUUCAAUCAUGUUUACAUAUUGAUGUUGCAACAACCAGUCAAGGAUGUUAUAGCUAGGACUUCACACAAUGACAGGAUGAUAUUUAUAACUAACUAAAUGAGUUGUAGAGGGUGUAAUUUUAUAGAUAAGACUAGAGAGACUGAUAUUUAUAACUAACUAAAUGAGUUGUAGAGGGUGUAAUUUUAUAGAUAAGACUAGAGAGACUGAUAUUUAUAACUAACUAAAUGAGUUGUAGAGGGUGUAAUUUUAUAGAUAAGACUAGAGAGACUGAUAUUUAUAACUAACUAAAUGAGUUGUAGAGGGUGUAAUUUUAUAGAUAAGACUAGAGAGACUGAUAUUUAUAACUAACGCAAUGAAUUGUGGAGGGUGCAAUGUUGUAGGUAGGAUUGGACAAGAUGAUACUAGUAUAACAAUAGCUAUAAGUUGUGGAGGGUAUAAUUGUCAUGUUCUUGUGAAUUUAUUUAACUCGUCUGAAUUUGAUAAAACAGAGCUUGGCGAAACUUUGUUGUUAAAAAGGACACAAUUUUAUUGAUAUGUAUGAUGUAAUUAGUAAGUUUUAAAGAAAAAUUCUUGUUCAUUAAUGAUUUCUAAUUUAAAGAUUCAUGUUACAUAUGUAAUCACAUUCAAGACUGCAUAUAGUGUUCUUUAUCUUGACUGUAUUUUCAUAAUUGUAAUUACAGCAAAACUUGGUUAUAAGAAAGUUACUUGGACCCAUAAAAUAACUUCAUUAUAUCCGUAAUUCAUUAUAUCCUUAUAUGGACUUUGUUAAAUUGUGUAUAGCUGGGGAUCCAAGAUGACUUUGCUAUAUCCGUGAAUUUGCAUAUCUGUGUUUGUACUGAACGAGUUUUGCUGUAUCUUAAUGUAAACUUUUUUGUAAAAUUUUUCUUAAAAAUAAACUUAAUUCAAUAUAUAGGCAGCUAGAAUAUUCUGAAGUACAAAAUGAAAGUUUUUUUUUCUGAAUCUGUAUGUCCAUCUCUAUUACUUAAAACAGAUUAUGAGUUGUAUGUAGUGAGCUCUAUUUGAGUCUAGAAUGUAAAUAGUUAUGAGUAGUGCUGAUUGAAAGUACAGUUUUGUGUUUGUCAUGUACUCUGGGUUAGUUUUGUGUGCCUGGUCUUUAUGAAACAUAUUUUUUGUUAUUUAUUUAGAUCAGGUUUCCACUGCUUACACCAUUAUAUUUUGUAGAAG